This is a messenger RNA of Amoebophrya sp. A120, 1068 nucleotides long. The record is from the annotation of a GenBank genome assembly. NCBI's taxonomy places the organism in Eukaryota, Dinophyceae, Syndiniales, Amoebophryaceae.
CAAAGCAGACUCGUUCAUUUCCCCCCGGUGCGAAUCCGCCCCAAACUGCGUCGAGGAGUCAUGUGAUUGCGAUGAGGGGUACCGCGUCCGGAAGUGCCGGAAGUGCGUGCAGCCCCUCGGGGUCACCACCUUGCCCCACGAGGAUUUCGUCGCUGGCACCUGCGCCACCUGCCGCAUCCCCGAUCCUUCCGAGUGCGCGAAGUACAGCACGGAUUACUGCGUCUACGUCGACGAAAUGCCGAAGCUGACGCAGCAGCGGGCGAUAUCAUUUGUAAAAACAUUCUGCUAGACAAGUCAGGGAGUCAAGAUGGGAAAUCUGCUAGACAAAUCAGCCAGCUUUGGCCGUUUGGCAUGACAAGUUUGUCCUCGUAGUCUCAUCCUAUUUAGGCAGUUCAGCAGCAUCACAGACCUAGCACAUCAUGCUGAUCAUAGCAUCACAAAUCCCAAAACAUGACUAGAAAACGCCUCUCAUGGCGCUCCGCAUGGCAAACUUUUUUGGCAUGCAGAUCGGCAGGACAACUCUGGGAUGGGGAGGUUUUUACUCAGAAUAACCGAACCAGAUGUUGGUGGACUUCCUGGGCGGUUUCUCCCAGCCCAGUACGCCGCAGUUCCGGUGUAUGGGAGUGUCAGGAUCGAAAUCGACAAAGUCGAAAUUAUCUGUCAUGCAUAAAAUCCUACACAGAAAGCGACUCUAUUGCAGAGGAUGCAAGGAAGGCGGAUUGUAGUCGUGGUAGGGGCCAAGUGUUGGGCUGCUGACUAGCAUGACAGAAUGCAGCUCUUUUGCCCUAAACCGCAUGACAGAUUCGGUUCCAGGACGGGGAAAAUUUGUCAUGCGCCGACUAAAAACUGUGGGUCUAAUUGGCAACGAAUUUGCGCAUCACAAAUUUUUCGAUUUUGUCAAUUUAGAUUCUCUCACUUCCAUACGGUGCACGCAGUGCGCGAACUUGGCGUUUACCUUGAAAAACGGGAAGUGCGAGUACGAUUUGGAGAGGAAAACCGAGUUGACGGUGGGGAAGCUGGUAUCUGGCGCGUGCAAAUUGGAUCCGAAUUGCGCCGUGUUCCGCCCGA